Molecule: messenger RNA, 1552 nt
Organism: Labeo rohita (rohu)
Lineage: Eukaryota; Metazoa; Chordata; Actinopteri; Cypriniformes; Cyprinidae
Product: RING-HC_RNF170 domain-containing protein
Exons: 7
Coding region: 26-874 (282 amino acids)
Molecular function (GO): ubiquitin protein ligase activity
Source: RefSeq, a predicted model, not a curated record
CGCAACAGCAAGAAAUGAAACACCAAUGGUGUACUGCGUUCAGGACACCGUGCAGCCAAUCAAAACAGAGAUCCGAGGAGACUGGCAGAGCAGUAAACAAAUAAUUUGGGAAGCAGUAAGAAAGCAUUCCGCUCUCUGCCUUCCACGAGAGAAAGCAACUGAAUUACGAACAAGAAACAUGCCUAGCAGCCGCAGCUUCCACAGCAGGUCUUCUCUACUCUCAAAGAUAAGGAGUCAAGGGCAGCCACACAAUCCUCAUAUGAACAACAAAGAGGAUUUGCCUAAAAUGUGGCUUCCAUCAGGCAACAGGGACAAUCACUGCCCUGUGUGUUUACAGAUCGCCAGCUAUCCUGUAGAGACCAACUGCGGGCAUCUUUUCUGUGCACCAUGUCUGAUAUCUUACUGGAAACAUUGCUCCUGGUUACAUGCCAUCAGCUGUCCUUUGUGCAGACAGACGGUGAAUAAGAUGUGCCAUCUGUUCAGCGAGACCAGAGCUGACUGUAAAGAGACAGAAGUGCUAAAACAUGUCAGAGACUAUAACAAGCGCUACUCUGGAGCACCAAGACAGGUAAAGGAUUACCUGUGCGAUACACCCCUCUUCCUGCUCUUUCUGGUGCGAUGGCUGGGGAACAUGGGUGGCCUGGUGUGGCUGUUUCUCUUGAGGGUGGCUGUCUGUGGAUUUGGCGCUGCCAUGUCUUUGGCCUCCCCACUGGAGACUCUUCCUGGGCCGUUAAGCAGUGUGCUGGGCAUGCUGGAUGAUUUUGUAGUGGUCUUCCUUCUUCUCAUCUGCAUUAUUAACAUCAACCAACAGAUGGGGCCGCAGAGGACAAGAACGCACUCGGUCACGCAGGGUGUGCUGACCGACGCAUUGUAGAGGACAGUGAUAAUGUGCUUACUAGCAUGUUGAAAUUAGGCUAAUCAGCCUUGUUGGCAAAGGUUAACAGUGUUAUGACCUGCUGCACUUUGGUCUUAUUGAACAUGAAUUUUCAUUGACGAUGUGUCAAGAAUAGACAUACAGCACUAAAUGUGACCCUGGACCACAAGACCAGUCUUAAGUAGCACGGGUAUAUUUGUAGCAAUAGCCAACAAUACAUUAUAUGGGUCAAAAUGAUUGAUUUUCCUUUUAUGCCAAAAAUCAUUAGGAUAUUAAGUAAAGAUCAUGUUCCAUGAACAUAUUUUGUCAAUUUCCUACCGUUAAUAUGUCAAAACUUAAUUUUUGAUUAGUAAUAUGCAUGGCUAAGAACUUCAUUUGGACAACUUUAAAGGCCAUUUUCUCAAUAUUUUGAUUUUUUCACACGUCACAUUCCAGAUUUUCAAAUAGCUGUAUCUCAGCCAAAUAUUGUCCUAUCCUAGCGAACCAUACAUCAGUGGAAAGAUUUGUUUCAGAUGAUGUGUAACUCUCAAUUUCAAAAAAUUGACCCUUAUGACUGGUUUUGUGGUCCAGGGUCAAAAUGAGAUGAGAGGAGUUCUGAUGUUUUAAAAAACAGCAAUUUAGGGCGUUUUAUUAAGGACAGAUUGUAUAUAAUAAAUGUAAAGUGGUUUUGUAAAUAUG